UUUUCUUCUAUAAAGGGAAAACAAAUAGACCCUUCUAACACAAUCACUAAUUUUUGUAGAAAAUAAAGAUGGAAACCCUAGUGAGCUCCUCAAUAGUGGGGUUGAUGGUGUAUUUUGUUGUUAGAAUUUUGUACAACGUUUUGUUGAAACCAAUUUAUCUUGGAAAUGUUUUGAAGAGACAAGGGAUUAAAGGCACUCGCUACAAAUUUCUUCAUGGUGACAUGGAAGAGAUGAGAAGCUCCGCCAUAGAAGCUUUGUCCAAACCUAUGUCACUCAACCACGAAAUCGCUCCACGAGUCUCCCCGUUCUUUUACCACAUGUUGCAAAAAUAUGGAAAAGUAUGCAUGAGUUGGGCUGAAUCAAAACCAAGGUUGAUAAUAGGUGAGUCAGGGUUGAUAAGAUCAAUAUUAAACGACAAGAAUGGUGAGUUCAUGAAGCCACCACUGAACCCUCUUGUGGAUCUUCUUCAGUUGGGACUUGCAUCCUUGGAAGGUCAACAAUGGUCCCAUCGCAGAAGACUUAUUACACAUGCCUUUCACCUUGACAUGUUGAAAGGAAUGUUACCUGCAUUUUCAACAAGUUGUUGUAGCUUAAUUGAGCGGUGGGAGAAACUAAUGAGUGGUGAAGAGUCAAUUGAAGUUGAUGUAAUGCCUGAGUUUCAUGUUCUUGCUGGUGAUAUUAUUGCUCGAACAGCUUUUGGAAGUAGCUAUGAAGAAGGAAAGAAAAUUUUUGAACUGCAAAAAGAACAAAUUACUUUAGUUCUUGAAGCCUAUAGUGCCAUUUACUUUCCUGGUUUAAGAUUUAUACCAACUAAAAAGAACAGAAGAAGGUACAAAGUGGACAAGGAAAUCAAAGCCAUAUUACGUGGCCUAAUUCGAAAGAAGCAAGAAGCCAUGGAAGAUGAGAAAGAAGUAGCCCAAUUGGAUUUAUUGGGUUUACUUCUACAAAAAUGUCAACUAAAAGAUCAAGCCGUUGAUCAUGAUCAUCAAGAUGAUGUCUUGACCGUUGAUGAUGUGAUUGAGGAGUGUAAGUUGCUCUACAUUGCUGGUCAAGAGACCACUGCCAUCUUGCUGACGUGGACUAUGAUUGUACUGUCUAUGCAUCCCAAUUGGCAACAAAAGGCAAGAGAAGAGGUUUUACACUUGUGUGGAAAACAAACACCUGAUUUUGAUGCCAUUAAUCACUUCAAAAUUGUAACGAUGAUAUUCUAUGAAGUUCUAAGGUUGUAUCCACCGGUGACUACACUCUAUCGGUACACAAAACACAAAACCAACAUUGGAGGAAUGAAAAUUCCGGCAGGGGUUGAGACAGUGCUCUUCAUUCUCUCUCUUCAUCACGAUCCUAAGUAUUGGGGUCACGAUGCAGCAGAAUUCAAUCCCGAAAGGUUUUCGGAGGGAGUUGCCAAGUCAUCAAAGGAUGAUCAGGCGGCCUUCUACCCUUUUGGUUGGGGGCCAAGAAUUUGUUUGGGGCAAAAUUUUGCAAUGAUAGAAGCCAAAAUGGGGUUGGCUAUGAUUCUCCAACGUUUCUCAUUUCAAUUAUCUCCUUCCUACACACAUGCCCCUUAUCAACACCUUACUCUUCAACCACAAUACGGUGCUCCAAUUAUAUUGCAACCUCUCUAAAUUUUUGUAUGUGUUUUACUUUUACUCGCAACACAGUUUAUGAUUAAAAGUGAAAAAUUUGUGACUAAAAAUAUUGUAUUCACUAAAAGUUUUAUUUAAUAAAAAUACAUUUUAUUCUGACUAAA
Messenger RNA from Humulus lupulus (European hop), 1747 nucleotides. Its product is annotated as cytochrome P450 CYP72A616-like. Bases 69 to 1622 code for a protein of 517 amino acids. Lineage: Eukaryota; Viridiplantae; Streptophyta; Magnoliopsida; Rosales; Cannabaceae. Gene Ontology annotation, molecular function: iron ion binding; heme binding; monooxygenase activity. The transcript has 5 exons. The record is from RefSeq and is a predicted model, not a curated record.